This is a messenger RNA of Adineta steineri, 816 nucleotides long. The record is from the annotation of a GenBank genome assembly. NCBI's taxonomy places the organism in Eukaryota, Metazoa, Rotifera, Eurotatoria, Adinetida, Adinetidae.
AUGAGUUCAGUGAAUUCUAAUAGUGUUGGAAGAUCACCAUCAUUAAAAGAAGAUGGACUUGCUCAAUUGAGUCGAUCAGCAGAAAAUGCGAAGAGAAUUAAAAAUGUGCAAGAUAAAUUUGUUAAUAGUCAAAAUUUACAAAAAGAAGGUCGAGCUUUAGUUGGUGAAGGUAUUUUAAUGAAAGUAUGCCGAAAAAAACCUAAACAAAGAGCGUUCUUCUUAUUCAAUGAUAUUCUCGUGUACGGACGUGUUGUUAUCAGUGGACGUAGAUAUUCACAACAAAAAAUUAUUCCACUUAAUGAAAUACAAAUCGGUGCUCCUAUUGAUUCAGCAGAAAAUCCAUAUGCAUGGUUAAUAAGUAGUCCAAAAAAAUCUUUUAUUGUCCGAGCAAAUUCAGAUCGUGAACGACAAGAAUGGCUUACACAUCUUGAUCGUUGUAUUCGUUAUGCUUCUGGAGGUGCUAAUACACAAAAUAAUGCGGUCGCUGCACAUUGGAUACCUGAUGAUAAAGCUGAUACAUGUAUGCAUUGUCGUACAUCGAAAUUUUCAGCAUAUAAUCGUAAACAUCAUUGUCGAAAUUGUGGUUUAGUUGUUUGUGAUGGGUGCUCAAAAAAACGCUUUUUAAUUUCACAUUUGGAUGCAAAACCAGUUCGAGUAUGUGACUCCUGUUAUGCUAAAUUAAAUAAUAAUGAUAGCAAUGACGCACGUCUAAAUCAACGUGAUCGACCAGCUGAUAGUAGUGACAGUGAUGGUGAUGAAAAUCCUCAAUAUUCUCCAAUACCUGCGACUUUUUAUCAAAAUGUUGAAAAUCUCUAA